Molecule: messenger RNA, 555 nt
Organism: Ilyonectria robusta
Lineage: Eukaryota; Fungi; Ascomycota; Sordariomycetes; Hypocreales; Nectriaceae
Product: ORMDL family-domain-containing protein
Exons: 3
Coding region: 1-555 (184 amino acids)
Biological process (GO): ceramide metabolic process; intracellular sphingolipid homeostasis; negative regulation of ceramide biosynthetic process
Cellular component (GO): endoplasmic reticulum membrane
Source: RefSeq, a predicted model, not a curated record
AUGCCCGAGCGUAACGCAGGCGCCGGCGCCCGGAGGAGGAGAUCUAGCAGUAUCCUCCAGGUCUACCAUGAGCCUCCCGAGACUCUCGAGCAGAUCAGCGACCAGGCUGCCCUCCCCAACCUCAAUGCGAACUGGACAAACGCCAAAGGAGCAUGGACCAUCCACAUUGUCCUGAUCGCGUGCCUCAAGAUAUUCUACGACAUCAUUCCCGGCGUCUCCCAGGAGACUUCGUGGACCCUCACCAACAUGACGUACAUGUUCGGCUCGUACCUGAUGUUUCACUAUGUCCGCGGCGUGCCGUUCGAAUUCAACAGCGGUGCCUUUGACAACCUUAACAUGUGGGAGCAGAUCGACAACGGUGCCCAGUACACGCCCACCAAGAAGUUUCUCCUCAGUGUCCCAAUUUCGCUGUUUCUCCUCAGCACCCACUACACCCACUACGAUCUUGCUUACUUCAUCAUUAACUUCCUCGCCGUCUUGGCUGUAGUCAUCCCAAAGCUACCAUGGAGCCAUCGGAUGCGGUUCGGACUUUUCUCUGGCGUUCCCGAAGAAUAA